Molecule: messenger RNA, 1390 nt
Organism: Gossypium raimondii (Peruvian cotton)
Lineage: Eukaryota; Viridiplantae; Streptophyta; Magnoliopsida; Malvales; Malvaceae
Exons: 4
Coding region: 281-1228 (315 amino acids)
Source: RefSeq, a predicted model, not a curated record
CGUUACGUUGAUUAGGUUUUCGAAUGUGCUACCUUUGGUCAUCGUUAUUGGUUUUGGCUUUUAACAAUUCAAAGACCAAUCGAGCUGGUUACCAAGCCCACAAUGGCAAUGAAGUGCGUUGAAACUUCUGACCUUUUUAAUGUUUCUGAUAACAACCUAUAACCAAACCUGGCUUUCCUCGGAAUUUUAAAUACCUUGGAUUAGCUUACGUUCUAUACAUCACUGCUUUAAAUCAAGGGGAAAAGGUAGGCGAAGAUAAAGAAAACAAGAGAGAAAAAAAAUGGUGAAUCUUGUAGCAGCACAAAAGCCACUGAUGAAUGGGUUAAUGAAGAUGGCGGGGGUUCAGCCUUACUCGGUGGAGAUCGAGCCAGGCACGGUGAUGAACUUUUGGGUUCCUUGUGAAACAGUCAAGAAACCCGGGAAGGGUGAAAAAAAGGUCACCCAUUUGGAGAAACCAACAAAACCAGUGGUGGUCUUAGUGCAUGGCUUUGCAGCAGAAGGCAUUGUCACAUGGCAAUUCCAAGUGGGUGCUUUGACGAAGAAGUACUCGGUUUAUGUACCCGAUCUUCUCUUCUUUGGUGGCUCCAUUACUGACAAACCAGACCGGUCACCGACUUUCCAAGCCGAGUACUUGGUUCAGGGUUUAAGGAAACUUGGUGUCGAGAAGUGUGUGGUUGUGGGGUUCAGCUAUGGUGGGAUGGUGGCAUUCAAGAUGGCGCAGAUGUACCCUCACAUGGUGGAAGCCAUGGUGGUGUCUGGCUCGAUCCUGGCCAUGACUGAUUCCAUAAGCGUGGAAACAUUAAACAGGCUAGGGUUCUCGUCUUCUGCAGAACUGUUGUUGCCUAAUUCUGUUAAGGGUCUUAAAGCUCUUCUCUCCGUUGCUGCUUACAAGAAGCUUUGGUUCCCUGAACGCCUCCACAAAGACUAUCUUGAGGUGAUGUUUACCAACAGGAAAGAGAGAGCUGAACUACUGGAGGGUUUGGUCAUUAGUAAUAAGGAUGCCACCAUACCAUCUUUUCCACAGAGAAUACAUCUGCUGUGGGGUGAAGAAGAUCAGAUCUUCAAGCAGGAGCUUGCUUACAACAUGAAAGAACAACUAGGAGAGAAUACAACAUUCAAAGGCAUACAAAAGGCAGGUCACUUGGUUCAUCUGGAGCGACCUUGUGUUUACAAUAGCUGCCUUAAGCAUUUCCUGGCUUCACUGUAUGCUGAUCAAGUUAACAAAUGAGUUUAUGGUUUUUCAAUCCCAUGCCAAACUUUGCUCUCAUAAAUACAGAAGAGGAACUGGGGUGUGUGUGCUAAGGGACUUUUGUUGUACUGGAUUAUUAUUUUAUUACAAAACCUUUCAGUUUUCUAGCAAAGAAAUAAUUAUACAGUGCAAUUAUUGUGA